Molecule: messenger RNA, 2997 nt
Organism: Asterias rubens (European starfish)
Lineage: Eukaryota; Metazoa; Echinodermata; Asteroidea; Forcipulatida; Asteriidae
Product: sugar transporter SWEET1-like
Exons: 6
Coding region: 135-779 (214 amino acids)
Biological process (GO): carbohydrate transport
Cellular component (GO): membrane
Molecular function (GO): sugar transmembrane transporter activity
Source: RefSeq, a predicted model, not a curated record
ACACACGCCCAUCCACACAGUGCUUACGUCCAUGUACAUGUACCAUGCAUGUACAUCCAUCCGAUUCCACGUGUGCGUAAAAACUUGUUGACCAUCUGCAGCUCAAGUUCGCCAACAAAAUCAAAAAACAAAAAAUGGAUUGGGUGUUGCUUUUGUCCAGAGUUACUAUUUGUGUAACAAUAGCCAGCAACUUUGGAGGAAUGCCCGUCUUCAUGGACAUCAUCCGUAAAGGAAGUACCCAUUCUGUGCCUUUUUUACCUUUUUUGGCAGGCUUUGUAAGUAAUACAGGUGGCAUAUGCUAUGCAAUGAUGAGGGCUGAUAGCGUUCUGCUGACUGUUAGCGGUGUUGGAAUCAUCAUGAGUACUAUCUACGUCUCGCUCUUUCUCUUUUUUAGUAGUGAAGUGGGGAAAACCUCCCGCCAGCUGAUGAUUUCAGGUGUCGCCAUUUUCAGUUUCUACUUUUAUCUGACAGGGUUCGUCCGUGAGCCAUCUUCCGUUGAGGCACAACUCGGCCUCGUUGUCGGUGUCCUUAUAACUGGCAUGAAUCUUGCUCCCAUAGCUAGUGUGGGCGACAUGCUUAAGAGGCAGUCAAGCGAGGGCCUGUCAUUUUCCAUCGCCACUGCAAUUUUUGUUACGUCCUGCUUAUGGGUGCUGUACGGUAUAGCAGUCGAUGACCUUGUGCUUACUCUGCCAAGUUUGUCUGGAGUCUUCUCGGGGCUGGUUCAGUACUACAUGCUGUGGUCUUAUCCAUCAAAGGCAAAGAUGGUUAAAGCUGAAUAAGUGGGUGAUUCUUGGCGGUUUCGGGUUCACACCCUCACAGCUUAUCCCACCUUGGACUGGAGCCUUUUCAUGUGGAUUGGGUUUUCUUUCAGUCUCUUUUGCUGAUUGCGUGUUUUGUUUUACCCCUGUCUGGGUUUUCCAUACCCCACUCUGGGUUUUUCCCUCCCAUGUUUACAACUGAGAUUUCCACUAACUUCCCCAUCGCCAUCUUUAGGGCCCAAUUUCAUAAAGCUAUUAAGCAGAAAAUACUGCUCGAAAAAUUUCUUUGCUAAGCAAAAAUCGAGCUGGGCACCGGUCACAACAAUGCAAACUUCAUUUAAUGGGCUGGUAGCCUGGUUCUGCUAAGCAAUAUUAUUCUGUGUUUAGCAAAAUACAGGCUUUAUGAAACUGGGCCCUGGUCAUUAUCGGUAUAUCGGUGUUUGAUUUCUCAGGUUUUUCCCCCUGAUUGCAAGAUCUUCUCAAAGUCACCUUGAGCCUUUAAUUUUAUUUGAAAGAAGUGAAGCAGUCACAAAAGGGAGAUCGAAACAGUCCUCAUUCGGUCCAAAACCUGUAGUUUUACAUUAUUUUAUGGUGAUUCACAGAGUUUUUCAACCCUUUUGAUUUCAAACUGAAUUAUGGGAAUAUCUGGGAGGUUUCAGGUCUAGAAAAAGAGGGGAACCUAGGCUGUAAAGCCAUUUGUCAAAACUCAUACCUGGGCCCAAUUUUAUAGAGUUGCUUAAGAAGAAGAAAAUGUUGCUUAAAAUAUUUCUGCUGAACAACAAUAUGCACAUGGACAUUUACUUCUCUUACUGGCCAGUUAUUUCCUUCCUGCAGGAGUCAUGGCUCCCUUGCGUGGAUACACCUUGUACAAUAACCCUCAUCACAGGUGUUCACUCACUCCUGGCUUAAGAGAAGCAAUCUGGGUCAGAUUUCUUUCUAAAAAUAUGCACAAGUGUCACUUAAACAGGAUUUGAACCCAGUCCAACCCAGUUAGUAAGAGUUAGAGUUAAAGUCUAUCUUUAAGUGAUUAUUAGUCAAUCAUAUUUCAAUUCUGAUGUUUUGUUGUUAUUUAUCCAGCACUGUGUGUGAUCGAUGAAUGAAAUAACUGAAUAGUCAAUUUUUCAUUUCUGAUUUCCAAGUUGGUACACUUUAAUUCUCUAUUUUAGAAAUACAGUGGGUUUUUAAGUUGGAGUGAAAGAUUUACAAAUGAAGUAUUAUGUUUAAUUUUAUAAAAAUGAAAUUAUGCAAAGCUAGGGAUAAUACCAAAUAAUAUAUGCACUGCUUUUAAGUUUCAUUUAUGCAAUUGGACUUGAUGAACUAGUCAUCAACUUUGAAUUAAAGUUGAAAGUAAAUUUAAUGUUUGACUCAUGGAUACUCUAUCUUCAAUUGAUUACCGGGCUGUCUAAGAUAGCUGCAAUAUAAGUGUCAUACAUUAUAUACAGUAAUAUUUUUAAACCAUUAUGGUACUCAAAGUUAUUUAUGUCUUUGUCCCCUUUUCAAUAAAAUACCUCGUCUGCUCAGAACUAUAAGGUCAUUAGUGCAAUUUGUAAGGGCUUGAUAAAUUCCUUUUGCAUAUUUUGGAGCUCCUGGUAGUUGGGAUGUAUUGAACAAAAGUGGUCUUCAAAGUAACUGUUUGGCAAAAAGAUUCAUACAUUUUCUAAGUAAAACAAACAUUUGUUGAUUUGGAUCAGUUUGUUUUCUUCAAAUUGAUAUGCAUUUUUCAUUUAAUGACCUUUUGAUCAUUACAAAUAUGAAAUUGCCAUUAGUGACCUGAGCAGACAACCUGUGCAUUAUUAAUACUGCCUCAAAUAUCAUGCACCAUCACAAGCAGUAGGUUUAAAUUGCUGACAAUAGCCUCAUUAAUAAUAAUAAUAAAUAUCUUGUAUAACUCUUAUUUUUUUGUACACAAUUUUAAACCAAAGAUCUAUUUUUACUGAACAAAUGACUCGCUGCAAAUAGUUUGCUUAGCUGAUUAUUAAAUAAUAAUCUUUUUUAUGAAAUUCAGGGUUUAGUCUACACUAAUAAGUAUGUAUACUAAUUGUUUUUUUUUUAAAUGCUAACACCUUUUCAAUCAGCUUUCAACAUUUGAUAUGUAUUCCUUGGUUGUUUUUAAUGUUAUGCAAGCAGCUGUAUAAUAAAGGUUAUGCCUGAUACCAAUUUGUACAAUUAAUGGUUAAUAUAUUUUCUAAUAAUAAUAAUAAAAUGUAAUAAUGUUAAUUGAAUUUGUCACAAUAAAAGU